This is a messenger RNA of Aspergillus alliaceus, 595 nucleotides long. RefSeq lists its product as uncharacterized. The transcript is spliced from 4 exons. Lineage: Eukaryota; Fungi; Ascomycota; Eurotiomycetes; Eurotiales; Aspergillaceae. The coding region runs from base 23 to 235 and encodes 70 amino acids. The record is from RefSeq and is a predicted model, not a curated record.
CGCCCCUCCCCCGGCAACAGCCAUGGCUGCACUGGCUAGAAAUCGCUAUUAUCAAUGGUAUCUGCGUGAGGUGGAAGCGGGUCAGUUGGAGCUCCCUGAAUACGAUGAGAACGAAAAAGGCGACAGACCAUCUUGUAUUACGGCGAGGUGUUCUGUCGUGUGGAGGAUUGUGACAAGGCCAAUGUAUGGCCCUUCUAUGAAGGAAUAUAAAGUAUAUUGCCGUAAAUGCCAGUAGCAGGAGGCCAGGAGGACAUAGGUUUUAUUUGGGACUUGCAAGGCAGAGGAGCUAGGUAGUGGGAAUAGUACUAAAUCUGCCUUUCCGCGGGUGAAAUGCCUGAUCGCUGCGCUGAAGGCAGUGGGGGUGCACUGGAACGCACUAAUAGGGUAGCUGUGUGCUAUAAUAUUAUUGAGAUAUCGUCCCUACUAGGCAAAUGUGCAUGUAGCUAUCAGCCGGCGAGCCACGCUUCUAUUUCCCCUGGACCCGUUUCAGAAUAGGAACAGAUAGUCUGGAAUGCAAUUUUCGUCUAUAAGGAAUAUCAACUAAUGACUUGUACUUAGGGAUAGAACAAUUAUAUGGUAGCCAGAUGGAAGAGAC